GAUUGGGAAGUUGAAAGAUAGGUGUUAUGCGUGCUUCCAAAUAGGACACCGUGCCUCCAAGUGCACAAGAAGGAGAAAAUGUGUACAUUGCUCUAGGAUGCAUAAUAGAGCACUGUGUCGACAGAAGGUGCAAAGGGACGGCAGUAACCCAAGUAAGGACAGCGGAGGGGAGAAGUCUGAGCAUUAGACUUUUACUUGAUUCUGGAAGUCAACGAACUUACAUUACAAACAAAAUAGCAAAAUUAUUACGAAUUAAACCUGAUGGAGAAGAUUGUUUGAUGAUUUAUACUUUUGGAUCAGAAAAGCCCAGAGAAAUGUUAUGCCCAUAUGCAACAAUAACUGUAGUGAGUAAACGUAAUGUUGAAAGACUGAUUAGAGUGAAUAUAGUUCCAUACAUCACCGCAGAGCUACCCAUAGCUAAGGUAGAGUCACCAAUGAUAGACAUCUGGGCGGACGAUGCUUCUACUGGUGAAGGCAUCGAUUUGUUGAUUGGAAAUGAUUUAUACUUCUCAUUUAUCAGAAAGAGUGUUGAUUUGGGAAAUGAUACUUAUCUGGUAGAUUCUGAUUUUGGUUGGUUCCUCGCAGGAAGUGCUACUAACAACAGAGAAAGGGACAUUCUAUCAGUUGCUACAUAUUGCCAGUGUCAUGAAAUCAAUCAAGACUUUUUUACAGAACCAGAUCUUCCUCUGCGUACCAUAGAUGUCAAAUUUUUAUGGUCACUUGAGAGCAUCGGGAUAUGUGAUUCUCCAAAAACUACAUGUGAGGAAGAAGCCGUGCAGCACUUUAACAAUACUGUCAAAUACAGUGAAGGACGGUACCAGGUCAAGUGGCCGUGGAUAGAGUAUCCACCUAAAUUGCCUACUAAUUUUGGACUUGCCUUUGGAAGGUUAAAGGGUGUAUUACGGAGGUCAAAUAAAGAAGUCAUGACAGAGUAUGAGGAAAUCUUAAAGGAACAGCUUGAAGCGAACAUAAUAGAAGUUGUGGAUCCUACCAUUCCUGCUGACCAUCCAGUUCACUACCUACCUUUUCAUAUGGUUCAACAGAAGGGAAAAAGAGGCCGGCUGGUCUACGAUGCUUCAGCUAAGCUGAAAAACGAGAAGAGCUUGAAUGAGUGCUUAUACAGAGGUCCGAACAUGCUGGAAGACCUUACAGGAUUGGUACUGAAAUUUAGAAUUGGGAAAAUUGCUAUCACCGCCGAUGUUGAAAAGGCUUUUCUUCAGGUUGGUCUACAAGAAGAGGACAGGGAUGUGACCAGGUUUCUCUGGGUCAAAGAUUUGGAAAAGGAGCUAACUGAUGACAACAUCAUGCAGUACAGGUUCUGCAGAGUGCCCUUUGGAGUGAUAUCGAGUCCUUUCCUCUUAGCGGCAACAAUUCGAUAUCACCUUUCAAAGACUAACAAAAGUCUUCUUCCAGUGAUAGCAGAUAAAUGUUAUGUGGACAAUUUAGUGACAUCAGUUCAAUCAAGAGAAGAGGCUCUCAAUUUGUAUGCUCAAACUACAAACUCAUUCAAAGAAUUAGGAAUGAACAUACGAGAUUGGAUGUCUAACGACAAAGAUUUUGUAGACAAGAUUCCCGAGCAAAAGAGAGCUAAACAGGAAAGUGAAAUGAAGAUCCUCGGUUUGAUAUGGAAUUUGGAAAAUGACACCUUAAAGCUCAAACUGAAUAACGAAACCUUUGAGAGCGAGAUCAUAGACAGAGGUAUUACAAAGAAAGGAGUCUUGAGAGUGCUAGCACGUCUGUACGAUCCAUGCGGGUUUGUGUCACCACUCAUGCUACCAGGAAAACUCUUGUUCCAGGAGAUCUGUACUAGGAAGUUAAAAUGGGACGAGAUUCUGCCUGAAGACUUGUCAACAUCAUGGAGGAACAUAAUUGAGAAUUUAAUAGAUGUUAAGAAAGUAGAACUGCCAAGACAUGUCGCAAGUGGUUCAAAGUCGGAAUGUACGAAGUAUGAGCUACAUUGCUUCACUGACGCAUCUAUGAAUGCAUAUGCAGCAGUUGUUUAUCUGCGCGUCAUAACUGGAAAGCAAGUAUCAACUUCGUUUCUCAUGUCAAAAUCCAGAGUAACCCCAGCAGAAGACAAAAGUGAUCUCAAAAUUCCUAGACUUGAGUUGCUAGGGUAUCUGAUAGGAAGUAGACUUCUGAGGUAUGUUAAAAGCCACAUAGACCUAAAUAUAUGCAAGAUAUAUUUGUGGACGGAUAGUCAAGUUGUCAUAGCUUGGAUCAAAUCUAGUAGAUUACUUCCACCAUUUGUAUCGAGACGAGUCAAUGAGAUCAAGCAAAUUAAGGACAUCUUAGGUGCAGAGCUGCGCUAUGUCAACUCAAAAGAGAACCCUGCAGACAUAGCUACCAGACCGGAAUUGUGGCAUCAGAAACAGGAUCUAUGGUUCCAUGGUCCAGAUUUCCUUCUACAAGACCAACGUGAUUGGCCUAAGGAGCAGAAGAAGGAAGAAAUGUGCUUGGCCGGGAGGGCUCUGGACACGGUGGAUGGUCCAGAGAUGACAAUUAAAGGCUAUGAAGACCGAGAUAGUGAUCUUAACUUUUCUGAAAUGGAGGAUAAUCCUGCAGCCACUGCACUUCAUGAAAGUUUGGAUUCUAUGCAAAACCCAUUAGAUGAAGAGAAGUGUGAAGAGACAGUGACUGAGAUAAAGAAGUUACAAGAAAAAUUCUUUUCAGAAGAAGUUUCAGGAAAGGUAACCAGUUUGUCACGAAACUUAGGUCUCUUUGUAGACGAAGAUGGGAUCUUAAGAUGUAAAGGAAGGUUCGCGAAUGCUUAUUUGUCGUAUGAUAAGAGAUAUCCCAUUCUGAUUCCGAAGAAAUCGCCCUUCACAACCCAGAUAAUUCUGAAGACGCAUAGAGACAACUACCAUGUUGGGGUUCCACACACGCUAAGUAUAUUACGCGAAAAGUAUUGGAUCCCCCAUGGGCGUGCCCAAGUACAGAAAGCUCUGAAGAGAUGUUCGCAGUGUGAGAAGUAUUCUGGAGGUCCUUAUAAACUGCCACCACCACCUGCACUACCCAGUGAAAGAGUUAACUAUAGUUCUCCAUUUACCUUUACUGGAUUGGACUAUCUGGGUCCGGUAUUAGUGGAAACAAAUACUGGUAGAGAAAAACGAUGGAUUUGUCUUAUGACAUGUUUAGCAGUUCGUGCUGUACAUUUGGAGUUGGUCAAGGCUUUGACGGCUGAGGAGUGCUUGCUAGCGAUACGGCGUUUCGUGGCGGCUAGAGGACCACCUAGAAUAUUGAUAUCGGACAAUGCACUACAGUUCAAGCUGACAAGUGAGGUACUAAUCCAUUCAUACUGCCAGGAGAAACAUAUCAAGUGGAAAUUCAUCACACAGCUUGCACCCUGGCAAGGCGGCUUUUACGAAAGAUUAGUUGCACUGGUAAAGCACUGCUUAAAGCGAACACUUGACAAGCAUUUAUUAACAGACGGUCAAAUGCAUACAGUAGUGAAGGAGAUUGAGGCUGUAUUGAACACGAGACCUUUGACUGCAGUGGGUUCCGAUCCAGAGGGAGUCUUGCGACCAGCUGAUUUUCUGUCUCUAGGUCAGUGUCUAGAAAUAAACCCGGAACUUGGCGAGGGGACCUCACAAGGUACCAAUACCAAAGUUGACUUGGUUGAAGGCUGGAAGAGAGGUCAGAAGAUUCUUAACGAAUACAAAGAGAUGUUCACCAAUCAAUACCUACCGAGUCUGCGGGACAGAUUCAGCCACUCUCAUAAACAACCGCGAGUGAUAUCAAAAAAGUCUCCAGAAGUCGGUGACAUUGUACAGAUUAAGAAUGAUUCCAAAAAUAGAAUCAAUUGGAAGGUUGGUAAAAUCUCAAGUUUAAUCCGAAGCCGUGAUGGUGAGUGCCGAGCAGCCAAAGUGGUAGUUGGGAAUACAGAGUUUACGAGAUCCAUAGCCCAUCUGUAUCCUUUAGAGUCUGAUACGUACGGCCCAACGGAUUAUGCACGAUUACCAUCACAAGACAACGAGAAGGCAGAGACACCAACUGAACACCGUGAGAUGGUUGAAAUUAUAGAACCCAUAAAAGCAUCAGAAACGAUAGUGUUACCCGAGCCCGAGAUAGAAAUUAAUGAGCUAACAAUCCCUACCGAGUCGGCAACCGAGAAAGAAGUUUCUGUGUUAGAUUCCGAAAGUAGUCCUACGCAAACUGAGCAAGCUCCCGCUGCUGAUACACACGAGGCAGAAGUGAGAGAGCCAAGUGUUAUGGAAGAACGGCCAGAGGAAGCAACAAGAGUAAGGAGGAAUGCGGCCAUUUGGGCUAGAGAACGAAUAGCCGAAUGGACGCGUCAGCUAAUGACGCUACUGAUGUAACCCUUUUGCCGUUCGCGAGUGUCGCGGAGAUCGCGAAGUCUGUUAUUGUGGUAUGUAUCCUAUCUGUCACUCUUAGCGUACUUUCACUGGUAACACUGGCGAUCGAGGUCGGCUAGUGUCAUGGGUGACAGCGGAGAAGAUGGCGGGAACCGAGUUGAGACAAGUUGAGAGAGGUCGUCUGAAUUUCUGGUACGUAAGAGGUGGUGUGACGCCGUGGCGCGUGCAUCACGUACAGGAGAUUCUUGGUAAGCUAAACAAAUCUAUAUUUUGAUAUAUAUGGAUAUUGCAGUGACCUUGAAUUAGCGACGACCUUGAGAUAGAGCUGAGUUGAAGAAUUGUCUGAUAUUCUUUAUGUGUAGCUCGAGUUUGAAUGUAACAAGUGAGGUGGCUAGAGUUUAUCGGUUUGAGUCACUGGAGGUUUCAUUAUGGAGGCUGAUGGAUGAGCUGUAGGGGUUGUUGUGGAGGCUCGUCGGGGACCAAAUGGUUCCCGCCUCGGGACUCAUCGCAUAUUAUGAGUUGAGAGAUAUAUGAGAUCAUGAGAGUAUAUCAUGAGUAUAUGAGUUGCGGGAUGCACGAUGAGUUCUCCUGUGUUGUGGAGAUUCAGUUGUGCCGUGCAUCCACCGAUAUAAGCCACGGGACUUGGGGCCCUUCUAAUUUUCCCUGAGAGAGUUGAGGUUACAUUCAUAACAAGAGAUAUGAGAUUGAGAGGAGAUGGAAUUGUGCGCCCAUCGAGUGUUGAUUCAUGGUCAUUGCAGUAGCUAUUUUAUACUGUGCUUAAUAUAUUUAGAGAUCCAUGUAGCGAGGUCAUCAUUACAUCCCCCUAAAGGUAAAACUCC
This is a messenger RNA of Cydia amplana, 5155 nucleotides long. RefSeq lists its product as uncharacterized. The record is from RefSeq and is a predicted model, not a curated record. Gene Ontology annotation, molecular function: nucleic acid binding. Lineage: Eukaryota; Metazoa; Arthropoda; Insecta; Lepidoptera; Tortricidae. Gene Ontology annotation, biological process: DNA integration. Bases 279 to 4319 code for a protein of 1346 amino acids. The transcript has 2 exons.